CUAAUACAAGUUACGUUCAGCCAAAUGAGCCGUUCGCGAGCGAUCCAUAACUGUAUGGUUGCGUUCAUCACUAUUAAAACGCACUGAUGGACUCGACAUCCAGAGCCGGUGGAAUUACCUUUUAGAUUAAUAUUGACUUUGUUAAUAGGCUACGUUUGAAGUUGACGAUAUAACACAUUCUACAUCGACAAUGUUUUCAUGGGGAGAGAAUAUUCGCGAUGUUUUCGGUUUAGGAAAACUGAAAAGUAUCAAUAAUACCAACUCGGACAAUUACAGUAUUAAUUUCAUACGCACAAAAGAACCAAUUACGCAAAUCGCCGUGGGUAGUGAAGUUGCCGCGUUUAUCAGAUUCAGAAACGAUGGGAGACAACUCGUGUCCGUUGGUCGAAUGCAAGAGGACAGAAAUGAGACCACAUGGAAACUGAAGGCUGUCGACUGCAAAGAGAAAAUUCUGUCUCUGAGUUGUGGAGAUGCCCAUGUAAUUUUAUUGUCUGAAGGGGGCAGCGUUUUCUGCCUCAACCCAUCAUCUAGUGUGCCAAGAGCGGUGGGUAAACUAAAUCCGGUCAUUCAGGUUGCAUGUGGAGACCAGCAUUCAAUUGCACUAACCAAAGAUGGUGAAGUCUUUGCCUGGGGAAAGAAUUACAAUGGCCAACUGGGGCUUGGGAAGGGCAAGCCCCAGACCUUGUCAGACCCCCAACACCUGAAGUCCCUGUCAGGGACCCCCCUGGCUCAGAUCACUGCAGGGGGAGACCAUAGCUUUGCCCUGUCCCUCUCUGGAACUGUGUUUGGCUGGGGGAAAAACAGCACUGGCCAGCUGGGACUUGGGGACACAAUCGACAGACUUGCUCCAGCUCCUGUCACUUGCCUGAAUCCAAAGAAAACCAUUUUAGUUUGCUGUGGGGCAGAGCACACCGCUGUUCUGACAAAGGGAGGAAUCGUGUUUACGUUUGGUUCGGGUCGUUAUGGACAGCUUGGACACAACUCUCUCAGAGAUGAACUACGACCUCGACUUGUGGCGGAACUUUGGGGGUCAAAGGUGACACAGGUUGUCUGUGGAAGAGACCACACAUUAGCAUUUGUAGCCUCCCACAAAAAGAUCUACUCAUUUGGCCGUGGAAAGCAAGGGCAGUUGGGUAAUGGAGUCAAGAUCGAUCAGUCUGUGCCUUUGCCAGUACUGCUAACACAGGACCAAAUUGAUGACCUGGAUGUUGAACUUAUCUUUGCUGGAGGAAACCAUUCGUUUGCCUUGUGCAGCUCUGCUCCGGGAUCUGGAAAAGGAUUGAAUGAUUCACGUCUCAGAAAUGUGACUCUGAAAUUAGGUGAUGAGACCAUUAACAGAUGGAUUGCGGAAUGCGAUUCAAAGUCAUGGAAUGAAAUAAAGACUGAAAUCAAACGCAUAUUCUCUUCUGCAUCAUGUUUAAAUGGGAGCUUCCUUGACAAGAGCCGUGACAAACAUUACCAAACCUCGCUGAAGCACUCUGGCAUAGACUUGUCAGUCGUCCGAGUGGCUUCUCAGAAUCUGGCGAAAAAGGACAAAGUGCUUAAUGAGGUUAAAGGCGUUGUUAUGCGUUUUCUCCUCCCUUCCCUGAAUAACGAUCCCAUUGGGGUGGAGGAUCUGAGGAUAUACCUCAUUCUACCAGAGCUCCUGAGGGUUCUCCAAAAAAAGCAAUGCAGUACAGACAUUGUAGAGGGUUCUGCCGCUGCCAUUCUCAGGCUGAACCCAGACAAGCUCCUGAUCCUUGAGGGCCUGUGGUUGACACUGUCAGAGUCCUACUUCCGAACGGUUGUGAAAGCCUUUUGCUCAGUGACAUCAGGGUUUUUUGAACCGGGGGCGGAAAACCAUUGUUUCAAAUCGAUGACAAUUAUUUUGAAGGUUCUGCAAAGGCUUUAUGACGUCAACAGCAAAAGACACAGAAGACUUCCAGACACAACUUUCCACAUCAACAAUGUUGGUUCUAUAUUUCAGACUGUACAAAACUUAAAAUCAGAGAUGGAAGAGCAGGACAUUGAGUGGAAUUUUGGGAUCUCUGAUGUUGAUCAUGGAACAUACGUGACUACAAGAAAGAGGAUAUCGGACAUAAUCAAGUUGUAUGAGGAUGGCAUAAGCCUCCUGAAGAAGUACCCCUUUGUCCUGGACACAGAAGUCAAGUUGUCAGGAGUUUGGAUGGAUGAUUUAAAUUGGUGCAAAUCCUUUCAUCAGAGUGAAUACGGGCUUUGCCUUAAAUUGAUGGCGGUGGGCCGGGAAACACUUCUGGAUGAUACCUUUCAGUUUCUCCGACAAAUUACAUGCCACAUGGAUGAUCUGAAGGUGAAGUUUAAAGCGGAAAAUGGCUUGGAUUACGGUGGUGUAUCUCUGGAGUUCUUUUGCAUCCUCGCAAAUGAACUUCUCACAAUGAAUCCAAAGAUACUGGAGGUUGACCAGGAGUCUGGGCUGGCUUGGUUCACAACAGAUGACUGCGAUAUCACUGAUGAAUUCUACUUCCUUGGGAUGCUCUGUGGUAAAGCUCUGUAUAACCAGUGUGUACUGAACCUCUGCUUUCCUCUUGCGCUCUUCAAGAAACUUCUUGGUCUGAUACCAACAUUGGAUGACCUGAAAGAGUUGUCUCCAACUGAAGCGAGUGGAUUGCAGUAUGUGUUGGAUCAAGAUGAGGAUGUUGUUGAAGAUCUGUAUUUGGUUUUCAUGGACAAAAAACAAGAACUGAUACCGAAUGGAGAGAAGGUCUCAGUUACCUCGGUCAACAGGAAGAAUUAUGUGGACAUGUACGUUGACAUGAAACUGAACAAGUCGGUGCAGAAUCAGUUUGCAGAGUUUGAGCAAGGCUUUCUCAAAGGCUGCCCUAUAAAAACGUGGAAGAUGUUUCUUCCUGAGGAGUUGAUGUUACUACUACAGGGAGAAGAAAACUAUGAAUGGGACAAGUUGAGAGAGAAUGCCAAGUAUCUAGGAUUUAGGCCCACAGAUGACAUCAUUCAACAUUUCUGGAACGUUUUCACAGAGUUCUCGUUGGAGCAGAAAAAGACGUUUCUCACCUUCCUGACCGGAACGGACAGACUACCCAGAGGAAAAAGUCUUUCCAAGUUGCAGAUGACAAUCACUUGCUUAGAUUGUACUGAUCCAGAUGGACAUUAUCCAAAAGCUCAAACGUGCUAUGUUAAGUUAUUCCUACCAAACUACAGCAGUGUUGACAUACUGCGGAAGCAGGUUCUCCAUGCUAUCACCCACUGUGAAGUAUUUGGAGAUUAUUAAAAUUACUGAACUGGGAAGCCUGUAGCAUAUUUUUUAUAUUUCCUGUUUUUAAUGUAUUUUUUUCCAUUUAUUAUUAGUCAGUGUAACAUAUUCAGGUCUAAAAUUAUUUGCACAUUAAGAGUAGUCUUAAAUAUAGUUUUUCCCAUUUUCUCUUUACUUUAGCUUUGCAAAAGGCCUCAAUUAAGUAAAGAUGCAAUUAAUAGUUCCCUAGUGACAAUCCCAUAAUUAGGAGUAUUUUUUGGAUAAUCAAUGGUGUCUGUCUAUUUUAAGUGUGAAAUCACUACUGCAAUAAUUUUGCUCUAAGCUUACAUCAGGAUUCUAACUGUCCUUGACUGUUGAUAGUUCCUUUGCAGUUCCUCUUUGUGAAAAGUUGCGACAAACCUGGCUUUGGAGUGUUGAGUAAUUAAAGACUAGUUCUCACCACUGGCCUGUAAUUGGCAACAUUCUUUAGAGGUGUAAAGAUAACUAGAACUAUGAAACGGGUAUUUGGCGCAGUGUGAGGAAAGAACGGAGACCAUUCAAUUGGUAGGUAGUGCUGUUACAUAUUUCAGGGGUUAGAAUAUUGAAGGGUCAGGAAAAGUAAAAUGUCAAUUACAUGGUAUAUCUAUUAGGUUUUCUUGCAUCUUUCUCUCGCUCUGUCUCUCUGGUGUUCAUUAUUGUUUACUGUAUAAAAAAGUGUACAUAUAAAUUGUUGAUACUGCA
Esox lucius (northern pike) is the source of this 3946-nucleotide messenger RNA. RefSeq names its product probable E3 ubiquitin-protein ligase HERC3. The coding region runs from base 191 to 3244 and encodes 1017 amino acids. The transcript has 24 exons. NCBI's taxonomy places the organism in Eukaryota, Metazoa, Chordata, Actinopteri, Esociformes, Esocidae. Gene Ontology annotation, molecular function: ubiquitin protein ligase activity. Gene Ontology annotation, biological process: protein ubiquitination; ubiquitin-dependent protein catabolic process. The record is from RefSeq and is a predicted model, not a curated record.